AUGUCAAACAUUUUGGAUAAGCCAUUUGAAUCAGUGUUUGGGUAUAUUACUGUUUUACCUGGGGCUUUUUCCGCCUAUAGGUACAUUGCUCUCCAAAAUACUAAAAAUAAGAAAGAUAAGAAAGAAGGGGAGGAAGGCCCAAAUGAGAAAGAAGAAGAGGAAGGUCCAAAUGAGAAAGAAGAGGAGGAAGGCCCUCUAGCAUCUUAUUUUAAGGGUGAAAUUAAUGAUGAAAAAAAAGUUGAUAAAAAAGAAGAAAGCAUAUUUACUGCUAAUAUGUAUCUUGCUGAAGAUCGUAUUCUUUGUUUUGAAUUGGUUGCAAAACGUGACAGCUCUUGGUUAUUGCAUUAUGUUAAGUCAUCUCAAGCCGAAACAGAUGUGCCUGAAGAUAUUGCUGGACUGAUUAGUCAACGAAGACGUUGGUUAAACGGAUCCUUUUUUGCUAGUUUUCAUGCCAUUCUACAUUUCUAUUAUAUUUGGAGAAGUGGUCAUUCUAUAUCUCGUAAAAUAUUUUUGCAUAUUGAAAUGGC
Racocetra persica is the source of this 527-nucleotide messenger RNA. The record is from the annotation of a GenBank genome assembly. NCBI's taxonomy places the organism in Eukaryota, Fungi, Glomeromycota, Glomeromycetes, Diversisporales, Gigasporaceae.